Molecule: messenger RNA, 711 nt
Organism: Penicillium brevicompactum
Lineage: Eukaryota; Fungi; Ascomycota; Eurotiomycetes; Eurotiales; Aspergillaceae
Exons: 2
Coding region: 1-711 (236 amino acids)
Biological process (GO): import into nucleus
Cellular component (GO): cytoplasm
Source: RefSeq, a predicted model, not a curated record
AUGGCGAACGUCGCAUUAAUCGGUGCCACUGGCAUGGUGGGCUCCCAUAUCCUCAACAGCCUGAUUGCCAACCCUUCUGUAACCCGCGUGGACACCAUCUCCCGUCGCACCCCACCCGUCGCCGGCGGUGCACCACCAGCCAAACUCACCAACUUCGUCUCAACAGACACUGAAACCUGGGCGAGCCAGCUUUCCUCCCUAAGCCCGACCCCAAGCAUCUUCAUAUCCGCCUUCGGAACCACAAAAGCAGCAGCCGGCGGCUUCGAAAAUCAGCAUAAGAUCGAGCACGGACUAAACGUUGAGCUUGCUAAGGCCGCGCGCGAUGCUGGUACCAAGGUCUACGUGCUCAUCUCGUCUAGCGGCGCGAACAAGGACUCCAAUAUCGCGUACACGCGUAUGAAGGGCGAGAUCGAGGAGGAUAUCAAGGCCCUCGGCUUCGAGCGGAUGGUCAUCCUGCGCCCUGGUUUGAUCUCUGGAACCCGCGAAGAGAGCAGACCUCUUGAGGCUGGUAUUCGAUUCGUCGCUCACUGGGCUGGCAAGGUUCAUUCUAGUCUAAAGGAUGGAUGGGCGCAGGAAGCCAGUGCCAUUGGAAGUGCCGCUGUUGUUGCCGGACUUAAGGCCCUAGAGGGCGAUGUCCCGGCUGGCAGUGAAAAGGUCUGGACUUUGUUUGGCAGUGACAUCAUGCAGCUCAGUAAGGAGGGCUCAUCUUGA